AGCCUCAUUCCAAGAACUUCCAACUUUCUUCGCCCCUGCCAAGAAGGGGGCUGCUCAAGCCCCUCGCCCCAAAUUUAAGCCGCCCCCACGCCCACGCCUUUCGGGGCCCCCACGCCAUUCCGAUGAAUUCUGGGGGGCUGGCGACCCCUUCUCUUCCCCCCAUCGCAGAAGACCCUCCUCCUAGUGGCUCCCGCCUGCCUCGCCCCUUCCUCCAGAGUCUCCGGAUCCUAUUCGAAAUCCUGGACGAUCAACGCAAGGGGACCGUCCACAUCUCGGAAAUCGAGAGCCGCUGGGGUCGGGGAGGCUCUGGGGUGGCCCCCCAAGAGGACCAAGAGAUCCCAGCCGGGGUCCUGCAAGCUCUCCAGCGAGUGGCAGAGCCGUGCGGGGGCUUUUUAAGUUUCCCCCGCCUAGUGGCCGGGUUGAGAAUUGCCCUCCUCCAAACCGAGGACGGCGGAGGAGCAGAGGAGGCGGCGGAGGCGGAGGGGGGACGCGGAGCCGCCCAGGUGAAGAAGACGAGUCGGACACGAGAAUCUGAUGGGAAAGGUGUCACUCGAUCCAGGAGCACAAACAGCUUCUUGUCCCAAAGUGGGCGGUGCAGGAUGAUUCCAAAGGAACCGCGUAGACACACCAUUUCCGGUGCCGUGGAAUAUGAAAUGCUGAAGCAGAUGCAGCAGCUGGAACGAGAACGUGAUGCCUUGUUGCAAGGCCUGGAAAUGGUUAACCAGGUCCGCGACUGGUUACAGUGCCACCUGCUGGAAGCUCAAAAACGCCAGAAGCAUAUGGGAGCCCAGGCGAAUGAUUGUCGAGAUCCUUACUCUAAGCAGAGCUGCCUGCUGUUGGCCAAGAUCCAGGAAGUCAACCUGUGCUUGAAAAAUUUACUCACUUCUUCUGGAAAGACUGAAGUGCCACUCAAAAAUUGGGGAGUUCCCUGUUCAGCUCCAGAAAAUCCAUUUCACCAGCAAGCCAUCGUUGUGCUAAAGGAACAGAACCACCUGUUGACCAAGGAGGUGUCCCAAAAAUGCCACCGCAUUGCGCAAUUGGAAGAAGAAAAAGCAUCCCUUUGCAAGCAGCUGAAGGAGAGUUGGGGUUAUAAACUCCCCAGCCACAAGGAGUUCACCUUCAUCUGACUAGAAACUCAAGGACGGGUGACCAUAAACUCUAUGACGCUUCUGCUUCAGUUGGCCGUGCUUGGGACAUCACUUUCUUUUGGGACUCCAAACAAUGGAUCACGUCAAGUCUUUUGUUAGGAAAGAGGCCAACAGCAUUCCUGUUCCUGUUUGUCCUCUAUCUGCAGAGGACCAGGUUUGUUGAAGAAACAUCUUGAGAUGGUUGGAGAUUGUUAGAAUGGGAAAGGUAAACAUGAGGCUCUUGAGGUUCAUGAAAAAUAACCGGUGGAAGGGAAUGGAUCAGGAGAUGAACCAGAGGUGCAGGGCAACCAAGACAAAGCGCACAACUGCUUGGUUUCUUGCCCUCCUGUGUUCCAACAUGUUUCAGAUUCUUACUUCAGCGAUGAGGUUGAAAACCUUCUCUUACAACAGCUUCAGGACUUUGAACUCUGUAGCUCUGGAUCCAGAUUCAGGAGCCCAGUAUUCACAUCAUGGCAGUACAUUUUUCCCUAGGAUACCUGUGCUGAAAUAACUUCCCUCUGUAUUAUUAUUUUUUUUCCAACCCAGAAAAAGAGCACAUAAUCAUCAAAGGCCUUUUCAGUCAGAGACCAAAUAUGUUGAUGAUCUUGGUUUACACAUUUUGCAAUCUCUCCUUUGAGAUAACCUGCCAAUAUCUAGCCGUAGUUCUGUUCUUCAGUUUUGUAUUUAAUACUGGAGUGGGGCGGAGUGAGUGACUUACAGUAUUACUUUCCUGUAGCUAAGGAAAAUGAAACCAAGAGAUAUUUAUGGCUAAAAAAAAAGGGACUAUGAAGCAUGGCCUACAGUCUGUGUUAGCUCUAUUUCCUUUCCACAUUUUGGAAUAUUGUUUCUAUAAUCCAAAUGCUUCUAGAUCAGUAUUUCUUUUACACUUGGCAGUUUUAAGAUGGAUGGAUUUCAACCCAGCGUGUUGGCUGGGGAAUUCUGGGAGUUGAAACUCACACAUCUUAAAGGUGCCAAAGUUGAGAAACGCU
Molecule: messenger RNA, 2116 nt
Organism: Ahaetulla prasina
Lineage: Eukaryota; Metazoa; Chordata; Lepidosauria; Squamata; Colubridae
Gene: SAPCD1
Product: suppressor APC domain containing 1
Exons: 6
Coding region: 123-1127 (334 amino acids)
Source: RefSeq, a predicted model, not a curated record